CUCCCACAGCCCGGCGCGCGCCUCACGUACAACCCGCAGCCUGGCGCGCGGCCGCCCCACCUCCACGCGAAGCCUCCGGCGAGCGACCUAAGCAGCGGGGCGGAGACAGCCAGCCAGCGAGCGAGCCAGCGAGCCGCGCCGGCGCGGGACGGGGAGCGGUGCCCGCCCUGCGCUUGGCGGAGGGGAGCCGCGGCCAUGGCGGGCCGCGCCGCGCUGCAGCGGAGCGUUGUGUCCCCGGCGGGCAGGCACCGCGCCUCGGUGAUCCUGCUGCACGGCUCAGGUGACACUGGCCCAGGAGUAAGAGCAUGGAUCAAACAAGUUCUGAAUCAGGAUUUGGUUUUCCAACAUAUAAAAGUAAUUUAUCCAACAGCUCCUGCCAGACCGUAUACACCUAUGAGAGGAGCCCUCUCCACUGUGUGGUUUGACAGAUGGAAGAUCUCUAAUGACUGUCCAGAACACAUUGAAACCAUUGACUCAAUGUGUCAGGUGCUUACAAACGUGAUUGAUGAUGAAGUUAAAAAUGGCAUCAGCAAGAAUAGGAUAAUUUUAGGAGGUUUUUCAAUGGGAGGUGGCAUGGCAAUGCAUUUAGCAUACAGGUAUCAUCAAGAUGUGGCUGGAGUCUUUGCUCUUUCUAGCUUUCUCAAUAAGACAUCUGCUGUUUACCAGGCUUUACAAAAAAAUGAAAGUGUCCUUCCUGAAUUAUUUCAGUGUCAUGGAACAGCUGAUGAGUUAGUUCUGCAUUCGUGGGGUGAAGAGACCAACAAGAUGUUAAAAUCAUUGGGAGUAGCAACAUCUUUUCAUAGUUUUCCAAAUCUUAAUCAUGAGUUACACAAAACUGAACUGGAAAAAUUGAGCUCCUGGAUUGUAAAGAAAUUGCCUGUGGAGACAGCAAUGUCAAAUGAAUAAAUGAAAUUAACUUAAUAUUUCAAAAUAACAUGUUUAUGUACGGCAAGGACUUGCCUCCACUAACAGUUAAUGUACAGCAGGCUAGUAUGAGGUAAAUCUACAACCCAGCUUGCCGCGCACUAAGUGUCCAUGUGGAUCCUGCUGCCUCUCUAGUUCCCUGCUUUGAAACAGGAGUAGAUCAGAGUGCACAGUGAAUGGUUAGUACAUGGCAGCAUGGUCCACAUAGACAGUUAGUGCAUGGAAAACUAGGGUGUGUCUACUGCACACUAGCCUGCAUCACUCUAACUGUUCAUCUAGACAAUCCCUAAGGGUGCAUCAUCUAUUUCGUAAAUACAAAUCCAGCUUCAUAUAAACACUGAUGUUACAUACAACUUUCUUACAACCUAGCCCGGAUGAUGAUAAACUACUGAUACUUACUAUGGUUUUACUGUCCAGUAUGCAAAACAUGAAGCUACAACAUUCUGUGGAAGAUACGGAGAGUAUUAAAACCAUUUAUAGAUGGGCCAAACUAUCUUCAAAACUUUAAUAUAUAUUGUUCCAUGAGUUUCCAGAUCAUCCAGUUUUUGUUCCAAGAUGGAAAAAUCUGUAAUAGAUUUUUUUUUU
Messenger RNA from Mauremys mutica (yellowpond turtle), 1509 nucleotides. RefSeq names its product lysophospholipase like 1 (gene LYPLAL1). The record is from RefSeq and is a predicted model, not a curated record. Gene Ontology annotation, molecular function: carboxylic ester hydrolase activity; palmitoyl-(protein) hydrolase activity. The coding region runs from base 196 to 906 and encodes 236 amino acids. Gene Ontology annotation, cellular component: cytoplasm. NCBI's taxonomy places the organism in Eukaryota, Metazoa, Chordata, Testudines, Geoemydidae. Gene Ontology annotation, biological process: protein depalmitoylation. The transcript has 5 exons.